AUGAUUGAACAACGAAGGCUUGAUAUGUCUAAAGAUGUAAAUGAUGGUGAAAAUACUGAUUUAUUGGCUGGAAUCUUAGAAGCUGCUAGCCGUGAAGAUUACAGGUACACAAAUAAAGAACUUAGAGAUGAUAUAGAUAUUCAAAAAAAAGCUAGAGAAGAAGCAAUUAAGGUUUUAGGAAGUACUUCAAAAUUAUCAACUUUUGAUAAUAUUAAGGACCUAAAAUACAUAUCUGCAAUAAUUAUGGAAUCGCUUCGCAUUUAUCCACCAGUAGUGCAACCAUUAUUUCGUACCCCUACUAGACCAUUAAAUUUAUCAAGAAACAUUACGAUACCGAAAGGAGUAAAGAUUACAGUGAAUUUUUGGCAAAUUCAUAGAAAUCCAAAUCUUUGGAAUGAUGUUGAUAAGUUUAUGCCUGAAAGAUUUAUUAAUCCUGAAAAAGAGAUGAAAAGUAAUUGGGUUCCAUUUUCUA
Racocetra fulgida is the source of this 472-nucleotide messenger RNA. The record is from the annotation of a GenBank genome assembly. NCBI's taxonomy places the organism in Eukaryota, Fungi, Glomeromycota, Glomeromycetes, Diversisporales, Gigasporaceae.